GUUGAUGCAAGUCAAUGCACUUUGGAAGGACUGGAUCAAAUUCUUCAGGCUGGUGUAGCAGCAGAAUUGAUAUUAUGCCCCAGAACACCUGAGGGAGAGAUAAACAACCAGCCUGAUCUUAAAAAUCAAAUUGAAGUAGUCAUUACACCAACUGAAGACGUCACAAAUGUGAUUGUUAUCGAGAAAGAAAACGGUAAAUUCAAGGUGAAUUUUACACCAAAAGUGCCGGGCGCCUAUAGCAUUGAAGUGAAGAUCAACGACGAUAAACUUCCGAACUGCCCUUUUACUACGCAAGUCGAAAAACGUGAACUUGCUGUGGUCGGUGACUUCAACUUGAAGUUAUUUCAACGAGAUGAGCUUCAUAGGCCAGCUGGAAUUGCUGUAAAUACGACAGGGAACAUUGCUAUAACAGAUUACGAAGGACACUGUGUAUAUAUCUUCGAUAAAGAAGGCAACUGUAUAAGAAAAAUUGGCAGCCAAGGACGAAAUGGCGGACAAUUUAACCGCCCAGUGGGUGUUACAUAUUUAAACGAUAACGAGAUUCUGAUUGCUGAUCAAGGGAAUCAUAGACUACGACAAGUAGAUGUCCAGACAGGAACUGUUGUAAAAAGCUUUGGAAAAAAUGGCGCAGCAAAAGGAGAGUUUUCCAGCCCGCUUGACGUUUGCCUGGAUGAACAACACCACAUUUUUGUAACCGAGUGGCUCAAUCAUAGGAUACAGGUCAUGACACAAGAGGGUGAGACUAUUACCAUGUUUGGAGACAGCGGCCCAGAGAAACUCUGUUAUCCAACAAGCUGCAUUCCUUACAAAAACAUGUUUCUUGUAGCUGAAGGAGGCAACAAGUGUGUUAAAGUUUUCGAUCAGUCAGGAACUUUCUUGUACAAGUUUGGAAAAAAAGGAAGUCAAGAUGGACAAUUUAACUCGCCCCAUGGUAUGCUUGUAGACAGCUCCAAUAAUCUUCUUGUAUGUGAUUGUGGCAAUAACCGAGUUCAGCAGUUUUCUUUAGACGGUCGCUUCACAGGCAAAACUAUAACUGAUUUAACACGUCCUGCUGCAAUAGCAACAGCGCGAGAUGGACGUAUUCUCGUGACUAGCGCAGCUAAGAAAGUCUACAUAUUGAAGUAGAAGAUUAACUCGUCAGUACGUGUAGUAUGUAACCAACCGCUCUCCCUGAUAUCAAUAGCACAACUGGCUGAUGCAUCUCUUAGUAUCUCCAUUCAAACAUCUCAAUUUUCAUUCAUAUCGCGUAAUGUUUCGUAGAUUUUUCAGGGCGGUACUUUUCAAUCAUCCAGUCUGGUGGAAAUUAAACUUUCUUUAUUCCUGA
Messenger RNA from Orbicella faveolata, 1324 nucleotides. Its product is annotated as E3 ubiquitin-protein ligase TRIM45-like. The record is from RefSeq and is a predicted model, not a curated record. NCBI's taxonomy places the organism in Eukaryota, Metazoa, Cnidaria, Anthozoa, Scleractinia, Merulinidae.